CGUAAAACUAAAACGACUCAAGACAGCACAACAACGACGGAACGGACAAGCCAUUAUAUCUUACGUUUGUUCGCUGCUGGAAAAUCGCGACGAUUGUAAGAGCUAUUUUCCAGUGCCGUAGACACGGGAAAUUGAGCUCUGCAAUAAUUCGCACACCGGUUUCUCGAUGCCCCGUAUAGUUGAGUACAGUUGAAGACAAAAGGAUGCGGCUCUCCUGAUACGUCACGGCGCUGCGUUGGUGGAUCGUCAUCAGCCGAGCGAAGGGGAAAGAUUAGAGAGAGAGAGAGAGAGAGGGAGAGAGAAAGAAGAAGAUGGAGAAAGAAAAGUAGAGAGCGUUUCGAAAGCACUUGUCAGCGAGACAGUUUCGUCGGGAAUAAUGCCACGAUGUCACACUGCGGUAAGAACAGCUGCGAUCGGAGGACUGCGGUGAUUGAUCAUGAGAGGCAGUUUCAGGAGGACUUGGAACGAGCCCAGGCACUUAGCUUGGAAAGCCUGGCCCUGGAGAAAUUUAGGCUGCAGAAGCUGCAAUCCAACGUGCAACAGUUGUGCUUCGGACAAAAUAGUGUGUGCAAUACAAAUAGUGCGGCAUCGGAGACAGAUGGGUGUUCGCAAGGAGAGAGAUCCCAGUGCAGAAGUCGACCAAGACCGGGAUCUUUCAACACAAAUCAAAAGAACGCCGUGAUAUUGGCACCGCCGCCUCCAAUACCAUGUAGGAGAAAUUCAACGACCGCCGCAGCCAGUCAAAAUCCCUCUACCGACCUGAUCAACUUUACGAGCCCUGUGAAGCAGGAUAAUCUAGCCGAAUAUUGCUCCACACCACCUCCACCGCCACCAAAAGCACCGGUAGAGCCUAAAUGGGAUACUCACCCGUCUUUGCUAAAGAGACAGUCAAGAGUGUCACGAAGUAAUAGCUCAGUCGGCGCAUAUCAUUCCAGAGAUUUCAGAUAUCAUUCUCUUUCUCCAGGCCCGCGAUCUUCCACGGCACCGUGUACACCAGGAACGCCAGGAAUUAGUCCUAUCAUGUCGAGAGCUAGUAGCGUUAGCAACAAUGUACCUGAUAUCGCACCACAGAUUCCUCCAUUGCCCAUGAAUUACAGACCAACUGUUGCGCCUGCUAUAUGCGCGCCGUCAAUAUCAACAUUCUGUAUGGACGACGAACAAACGUUGAACGUGCUGAAAGUGAUAGAGAAGAAGCCAAAUAGCAAUCUGAUAGAUUUGAGUAAUUUCGAGCAUACGGAGGACAAAACAAAUGUACGAGUUAGCGUACUGGAAGCGUUUGAUCCAUUACUCAUAAAGACUGACAGUAGAAAUGAUGCCGCGCAAGAUUAUAAAGAUGACUCGCAAUCGCAAGUUAGCGGCACCGUAUACGACCCGUUCGAUCCGUUCGAUUAUAUGUACAGCACAAACGAAAGCGCCAACUCGGAUCCAGUUUACGUCGCCGUGGAGAAAUCCGCGAAAUCGCCGGCUAUAUCGCCGGCUGCACCACCUCCAUUACCACCUCGGAAUUCGUCUGCAUGGAACACCAUAGAGAGACGGAAAACUUCUCUGGAUCGUCGACAAAAGCGUCAAACACGUUUGUACGAGAACGUAACGGUCAUAAAAACCAGGUCUUCUCUUCACGAUUGUGACUUGAAGGCGUUCCACAAGAUGAUCAGGUCUGUGCGAGGCGAAUUUCCGUUCAAUAAUCCCACUACGAAUAUCGGCUACGUUGUGAGCCCGAUGAUGGAGAACUUGUACCCAGACGGUACCAGUAUAAAAUUGGUAGUUCAUCCGCAAUUGGCCAAUAGCGAUAAAGACCCGGCGCCAUCUAUCUCCUUCACCUGUAAUGUGAAUUGCAGCGUCGAACAUGUUAUUCUGAACGUCGCCUGCUCCCUGGAGGAUGAGGAUACAGUGAACGUGGAAAAGUAUUGUUUGAGAGUAUGGGGACUGGCUGAAUACCUUGCGCCUAACACAACCUUAGCACAAUACGAAUACAUACAUCAGUGUAUAAAGUUAGAAAAGGACAUCGAAUUAGCUAUAAUGAGCAGGUCACAAAUUAAACAAUCCAUUGCUCGAACGCUGCAUGACGAUAAUCGCGAUCAGUGUUUAAAAUUGGAAGAUAUUCUGCCGAACGAGCCGUUACAACCUAUUUCAUACGAUACACUACUUAUUCUACUAGAAACGGUGGAGAAGGAAAUGGAGCGCGUAGAGACUGCAGCGAUACAAUUGGCCACGACGAAUCAAGGUUCCAGCCUGCUACCUCAGCUCCAACCACGCGGCGUAGUGCAGGCGGUAAAAGCGGUGUGCGCCUUAAUGGGAAGCAUCGAGACGUUCGAGAUCACAGAGGCAGUUGACAAUUUCGUGAAUGCCUGCUGCCAGUUUCUGCCGCAAGCUCACACAGCCAAUAUAGAGUGUAAGAAGCCGGAGAUCCUGCACGAGGACGGUGAUUACGCUGUUGUUACUUUGAGAAAGAAGUUUCCGGACGUGAUCGCCUCGCACUGUCACAAAAUCCGCGACGCUGUUCAAGAACUCGUCGAAACCUACUGUCACGCGUUCAGGGUGGACUUUCAGUUGAACAGCAAAGGAGAGUUUCCGACAAACACGCUAGUCUCGUCAGAAGUGAUCGAUACUAUUCUGGUGCGUGUCGGAGCACUGCACAGACUACCGAACUCGUGGAAACACGACGAUUAUAUAGUGGCAGCUCAGAUCUUUCAUGGAACCAGGCCGGUGGGGAACCCCGUCUUGUCGGAACCGACGGCAGUCAGCACGAAUUUUUACCCGAGAAUUUUGUUUAACACGUGGUUGGAAUUUCGCGGGAUAAGUGUGUGUCAAGUGCCGAGGGAAGCCAGACUCGUGCUGGUUCUCUACGGCCGCACUUUGCAGCCGGCCGAGCACGAGUCGAACUCCUCGGCGGAGAACUCGAUGCAGAAAGAGGAGCUUGGAUGGGGCGCCAUACAGUUCUUCGAUCACGACGGCGUUAUGAGCCAAGGGAGCUUCUUUCUGUCCCUCUGGCCAGCCAUCGCAGACAGGAGACUAGGCCCGGCGCCGGCGCCCGGAAUUCACCCGCACGGCGACACUCACCCCAUCGUGGGAUUAGAAUUGCCCGAUUACGGAGGGAAGGUAUUGUUCCCCACCGAAUUGAGGGAUCACGACGUCGAGUCGCUCGACUUCAAUUCGCUGGAUCAAAAUACGCAGGAGCUACUGAUAGACAUCACGCAGCAAGACACGUUUUCGAGGCCGCCUAUCGACGAAAGGGAGAUUCUGUGGGAGAAGAGACACUACUUACACGACAGGCCCGAAGCUCUGCCCAAAGUAUUAUUAGCCGCGCAUAGCUGGGACUGGGCGUGCUUGCCGGAUCUACACGCGUCGCUCCGAGUUUGGAGUCCGCUGCCUCCGGUGCAGGCCUUGCAGUUGCUCUUGCCGUGUUUCCCGGACAUGAAGGUCAGAGAAAUGGCAGUCGGGUGGAUCCGCGAGCUGAGCAACGACGAAUUGGUGGAUUAUCUGCCGCAGUUGCUGCAAGCGAUGAAGCACGAGACGUACGAGGCUUCACCCCUGACGCGAUUUCUAUUGGAGCGUGCCUUACUUUCACCGCGAGUGGCUCAUCAUAUCUACUGGUUGUUAACUCAAGCGCUACCGGGACAAAGUCCUCAGAAUUCUGCCGAGAUCGCCGCGGAAGAUGACAAAGCUAUCAGUUAUGCUCGUUAUCACCGGAGACUGCAGUUAAUGUUAAGAGCAUUAUUGGAUGUUAUCGGAGAUGCGCUGAGAAAUAGUUUCCUUACUCAACAAUUGUUAGUUAAAAAUCUUCACGAGGUAGCUGAAAAUAUCAAAGUCACGAAGGAAUCGUUGCGCAUGGAAACGCUGAAGAGCGGCUUGCAAAAUAUACACUGCCAGUUGAUGGAGGACGACGGCACGUGUCUGCCGUUGUCCCCCAGUAAGUUAGCGUUCGGCAUCAAUGUAUCGACAUGUUCCUAUUUCUCGUCGUUCACUCUCCCAUUGAAAAUUAACUUCAUCGGUUGUGACAGUGUGAUAAGCCCGGCGAUCUUCAAGGUCGGUGACGAUUUACAGCAGGAUAUGCUGACCCUCCAGAUGGUACGUAUUAUGGACAAGUUGUGGUUGAAGGAGGGUCUCGAUUUAAAAAUGGUCACUUUCACCUGCGUGCCGACCGGCCCCAAGCGUGGAAUGAUAGAGAUGGUGACGAAUGCGGAAACGUUGCGGAAAAUUCAAGUCGAAUUCGGUCUGACCGGUUCGUUCAAGGAUCGGCCGAUCGCGGAGUGGCUGGCCAAGCACAAUCCCUCGGAAUUGGAGUACGAGAGAGCGGUGGAGAAUUUCACAGCGUCUUGCGCCGGUUACAGUGUCGCGACUUAUAUCUUAGGGAUUUGCGACAGGCAUAACGAUAAUAUCAUGCUGAAAACGUCCGGUCAUUUGUUUCAUAUUGAUUUCGGCAAGUUCCUUGGCGACGCACAAAUGUUCGGGAACUUCAAAAGAGACAGAACGCCGUUUGUGCUGACGUCGGACAUGGCAUACGUUAUAAAUGGAGGGGACAAACCCUCGGCGAAAUUUCACCAUUUUGUAGACUUGUGCUGUCAAGCGUUCAAUGUAGUCCGAAAGCAUGGAAAUCUUAUUCUUCAUCUGUUUGGACUGAUGACCUCGUCCGGUAUUCCCGGCGUGACGAUGGACGCGGUCAGUUAUGUGCAGAAAGCCCUCCUGCCCGGGCAAACGAAUCCCGAAGCAGCCGCGACCUUCGCCCGGAUGAUCGAGAGCUCGCUGAAGAGCUGGUUCACGCAGUUCAACUUCUUCCUGCACAACCUGGCGCAGCUUAGAUUCUCCGGGGACCAUAACGAGGGAGAACUCCUGUCCUUCAUCCCGCGCACGUACACAAUGCAACAAGAAGGCCAAUUAACAAGCGUUCAGGUUCACGGCUAUCAGAAACGCUACGAUCCGGAAAAAUAUUACAUGUACAUUUUGCGGAUACAACGGAAAGGCCAAGCGGAUCCGACGUAUCUGUUCCGGUCAUACAAAGAGUUUUGCGAAUUCUACCAGAAAUUGUGCAUACACUUUCCGCUUGCCAAGGUGACCAGCCUGCCGAGCGGAAUAAGCGUCGGGCGUUCCAACAUUAAGCAAGUAGCUGACAAACGGCGGGCGGAUAUAGAAAAGUUCCUCGUGAGUCUGUUCAAAAUGGCACCGGAAAUAUCUCAGAGCGAUCUGGUGUACACUUUCUUUCAUCCGUUGUUGCGAGAUCAGCAGAACGCUGAUAUUCGUCUGCGUAAAGUCAAAGUUGGAAACUGGUGGGCCGAAAAGAGAGUCAGAGACAAUGCGCAAAACGGCCAGAUCAAAUUGUCCUUUCACUAUGCCCGUGGCACCCUGUCCGUCAUGGUUUGCCACGCUCGUGGACUCCCUAAAGUGGCGAACGCUCAAGAACCGAACACGUACGUGAAGGUAUACCUCAAGCCCGAUCCCACGAAAGCGACCAAACGGAAGACGAAGGUGGUAAAGAAGAACUGUCAUCCGUCGUUUAUGGAAAUGUUGGAGUACAGAAUGCCUCUGGAAGUGAUAAAGGAGAGAACGCUAGAAGCGACGAUAUGGAAUCACGAUACCUUGCAGGAAAACGAGUUCCUCGGUGGCAUAAGUUUGCCGCUCGGACGCCUCGACUUGACGAACGAAACCAUCGAGUGGUUCCCGUUGGGUAGCGUGCGAUGAAGCGAGUACACACAAAGACUGUUUCAGAGUCAAGUCUCUCAAUGCUCAUAGAGAUUAGAAGUCGUCAGUCACGUCGAGAGAUGCGCAACGUAUCGCACAAUAUUAAAAGCUUCUUCAUUUAUGCACAAGCAGGUUCACCGCGCUUAUACUCGCGAUAAUAAAAGUAAUCUUUAUUUAUGCGAAUCGCGUCUGACGGAGCGUCGCUUCGUCCUUAACGGAAUAAUCUCGCGUUUUACGAAAUGAACACACGGUAGGUGUUAAGAAGUAUAUGUGAUAUAUCCGAGAAACGGUUACAUGCAGGGGAAGAGUCAACUUCUUACAAGAGUUGCUGAGGAAUAUCAAGCAUAAUAAUUAUCAAAGUAGAAAUAUAUCCAAUUGAAACACUCGUUUGCGCACUUGUUUCUUUCCGUUCAGGGGGGGGGGACCCUUCAAAUGGUCACGAGCCGUCGCUCGUGGGCUCGCAUGAUAAUCGAUUAUGACAGAAGUUGGGUGACAGUAUGCACGGUAUAAAUAGCAGUCCUUUAUUUUAUUCUUCACGAGUAAGAAUAUCAUAAAAAUACUUAUGUUUUUUCUGAAUCCUGCAGUCGUGACGUCGGAUACUCUUCCUGUUACAAGCAAUUAUCGAAUGCGAGCUAGCGAAUAGCGGUUCGCAAUCUUGCACCGUUUGUUGCGCUUCUAACAUUAUCGCAAAAGGUUUGUGUAAACUAGGACUGCGAAACAAUAAUCAGUCUUGAAACAGGUAUACAACGAGUAUAAUUAAGUGAGCAUUCCAAGAAUCGAUUCCAAUUAAUUUCCAAUCGAGCGAGCUUGAAUAUGCGUGCUGAAUGUGAUUUUUCUUUCAAUAUUACAAGCCAUAAAUAACGACAUAGGUUGUAGAAUUGUGUUAAACGACUAUUUGAUCCGCCGAUCACGGAAUCUGUUGUUUCGACGUAACAAUCACUUCACCCAUUCGCGUAUCAAUUUUAGAAUUAAUUAAUUAACCAAUCCAAAUAUCUGUUUCAGAACCGAUUGCCAUUUCUCACUGCCCUAAAACAAACCGUUGUGCAAACGAGUGUUUACACAUGGUUUCAAUAUGAUUUAAACAUUUUUCUCGAUCUCGCAAUUGGGAACGCAACAGAAGGCCUGUUGAGAGAGCCUCACUUCUGGGUAUCAAUCUAAAACAAGUUCUUUCAUUGAUUCUCAUCGGCUGCCGAAUUCCAAAUUACAUCGAAAAACGAUGUAAACUGUUCAAGUUGUAAUGAAACUGAGUGUCACGCACACACACGGUCCGUCGCGCAAAGCAAUGAAGCUUUUUUCGACGCAUUUUGAUAUCCCGUGUGGCGGACAUCAAAACCGCAAUUUUUGAACCUUAACAUCUUGCAAAACAUGAAGCUAAGCAUGCCACGAUUCAUUCAUGCGUGUGUAUCUCGUGUAAUCGUAAAUUAAACACAAGAGUGUUUCAUGACUGCGUCGCAAAAGUGGAGCACAGAGAUAAUCGAGCGAAAAUACACUGUCAAGUUUUGCUUCGCGAAAGUGCGAUGGACACGUGCGAAAACUUAUCGGUCUAAACUUUAUCUCCAAUACAAACUUUUCGAUGACGCGAGGAACUGUUUGAGACAGCCAAAUUUCAUUGAUCUCGUGAAAGUUUUCUGUUUCACUUCGGUGACGCAAUCGGUAAACUCUUGUCAUUGUUGGCAAGAUUUCAAGGUUUUUAUUUCUCUCUCAAACCGACCGGCGAUUUUCAAAUACGAUGUUGGCACAUAGCACUGGUAGAAAAGGUUGGUCUAAUUACUUUGGUGACAGAUCGCGGUAUGUUGAAAUAUAUGGGAUAAAUAGACAUUGGGGAAAAUGACGAUUACAGCAUUGCAGAAAUUUAGAAUUGUAUCGCGUUUAUGUAUAUUUCUCUAAUUAUAUUUUUUGACAGGGAAUGUGUCUGAACGUAUGAAGAAUUCAUCGUGAAUCGAAUAAAUUUCCGCACUGGAAGUUUGCUCUUUUAAAGGAAUUUUAUACACUUAUUUAUUUAUAUCACUUUUUACCGACUAUCGAUGACCAAUUGUAAAUAGAAGCUAAAUGUAUUUUAUAUGACACGCAAUUGUGGAAUCAUUUGUGAAUCAGUCAUCAAGCUCUAAAUUUCUUUUUUGAUGACAUUUUGUAGUCCGAACGAGAGUUCGCAAUUUCCUAUCAUAAAUCUAGUUAAGUGAAAAUCGAAUUAUACAUGUAUGUAUAACAUACAACAUAUAGCGAAAUCAUGUUUUAUGGAUUUAUGGUGUUAUUUUAAUAUUAGAAGGAAACGUAAUUAUUUACAUAAUCGUCUGAUGUAAUGGCCUCAUUUAUACGUAUUAUUAACGAAAUUAUGUGUAAAUAUGCUAUUAAAUUUAUGUAAUAAAUCAUCUUUUUGUGUUGCUUCUA
Molecule: messenger RNA, 8064 nt
Organism: Dinoponera quadriceps
Lineage: Eukaryota; Metazoa; Arthropoda; Insecta; Hymenoptera; Formicidae
Gene: Pi3K68D
Product: phosphatidylinositol 4-phosphate 3-kinase C2 domain-containing subunit beta
Exons: 26
Coding region: 385-5676 (1763 amino acids)
Biological process (GO): phosphatidylinositol-3-phosphate biosynthetic process; phosphatidylinositol-mediated signaling; cell migration
Cellular component (GO): cytoplasm; phosphatidylinositol 3-kinase complex; plasma membrane
Molecular function (GO): 1-phosphatidylinositol-4-phosphate 3-kinase activity; 1-phosphatidylinositol-3-kinase activity; phosphatidylinositol binding
Source: RefSeq, a predicted model, not a curated record